Molecule: messenger RNA, 1371 nt
Organism: Tauraco erythrolophus (red-crested turaco)
Lineage: Eukaryota; Metazoa; Chordata; Aves; Musophagiformes; Musophagidae
Source: RefSeq, a predicted model, not a curated record
CAAACCCUGGAGACGAACCUCACCAACCUGGUUAAACGCAACAGCGAACUGGAAAACCAAAUGGCGAAGCUGAUACAGAUCUGCCAGCAAGUGGAGGUGAACACGGCCAUGCACGAGGCCAAGCUGAUGGAGGAGUGCGACGAGCUCAUGGAGAUCAUCCGCCAGCGCAAGCAGGUCAUCGCGGUCAAGAUCAAGGAGACGAAGGUGAUGGCACUGCGGAAGCGGGCCCAGCAGGUCGCCAACUGCCGCCAGUGCCUCGAGCGCUCCACGGUCCUCAUCAACCAGGCGGAGCACAUCCUGAAGGAGAACGACCAUGCACGGUUCCUGCAGACGGCUAGAAAUGUGGCCGAGAGGGUCGCCAUGGCAACUGCAUCCUCUCAAGUUCUGAUACCAGAUAUCAAUUUUAAUGAUGCCUUUGAAAACUUUGCUUUAGAUUUUUCCAGAGAGAAGAAGCUGCUGGAGGGGCUGGAUUAUCUAACGGCGCCGAACCCGCCGUCCAUCCGCGAGGAGCUCUGCACCGCCUCCCACGACACCAUCACCGUCCACUGGAUCUCGGAGGACGAGUUCAGCGUCAGCUCCUACGAGCUGCAGUACACCAUCUUCACCGGCCAGGCCAACUUCAUCAGUCUCUACAACUCCAUGGACAGCUGGAUGAUCGUCCCCAACAUCAAGCAGAACCACUACACCGUCCAUGGGCUCCAGAGCGGCACCCGCUACAUCUUCCUGGUGAAGGCCAUCAACCAGGCGGGCAGCCGGAACAGCGAACCCGCCCGGCUCAAGACCAACAGUCAGCCAUUUAAGCUAGACCCCAAGAUGGCUCACAAGAAGUUGAAGAUCUCCAACGAUGGGCUGCAGAUGGAGAAGGACGAGAGCUCCUUGAAGAAGAGCCACACGCCCGAGAGGUUCAGCGGAACGGGAUGCUACGGUGCCUGCCACUACUGGGAGGUGGUGGUGGGAUCCUCGACCUGGUACGCCAUCGGCGUGGCUUACAAGUCGGCCCCCAAGAACGAGUGGAUCGGGAAGAACUCCUCGUCCUGGGUCUUCUCCCGCUGCAACAACAACUUCGUGGUGCGGCACAACAACAAGGAGAUGCUGGUGGAAGUCCACCCACAGAUGAAGCGCCUCGGCAUCCUCCUGGAUUAUGACAACAACGCGCUCUCCUUCUACGACCCGGCCAACUCCCUCCACCUCCACACCUUCGAGGUCUCCUUCAUCCUCCCGGUGUGUCCGACCUUCACCAUCUGGAACAAAUCCCUGAUGAUCCUCUCGGGUCUGCCCGCCCCGGACUUCAUAGAGUACCCAGAGCAGCAGGAGUGUAACUGCAGGCCCCAGGAGUCCCCGUACGUGUCAGGGAUGAAAGCCUGUCACUAG